Messenger RNA from Actinia tenebrosa (Australian red waratah sea anemone), 2879 nucleotides. Its product is annotated as V-type proton ATPase subunit H. Gene Ontology annotation, cellular component: vacuolar proton-transporting V-type ATPase, V1 domain; lysosomal membrane. Gene Ontology annotation, molecular function: proton-transporting ATPase activity, rotational mechanism. The record is from RefSeq and is a predicted model, not a curated record. Lineage: Eukaryota; Metazoa; Cnidaria; Anthozoa; Actiniaria; Actiniidae. Gene Ontology annotation, biological process: proton transmembrane transport.
AGUAAGUCACAUGAGUCAUCAUGGAGUCGACGGUACAAAAGAAAACUGUGGCUGAAAAUUCUCAACUCUUGUCAAAAUGUCAGGAUAUCAGCGCCUAGAUGCAGUGAUUGCAACAGAUAUAAACAUGGAAAACGAAAAUCAACCAACUGGUGUUGUCAUCGCCAGUAGUAAACUUACCGCAGAAGCUUGUGAAGUUAGAAAUCAGACAGUCAACUGGCAAUCUUAUGUACAAGGUCAGAUGAUAAGCCAAGAUGACUACCAUGCCAUAGCAGAUUAUGACUGUAUGGGAGAAGAAGAAAAAAAUAUCAUCAUUCAAAACAAAGGAGAACAGCUUGCCAAGACUUGUUUAUCCUUAUUAUCAAGACUAACAAGAGAUCAAACCAUUAGAUAUAUACUAGUCUUAGUGGAUGACCUGCUGAAUGAGGACAAAGGAAGAGUAGCAAUUUUCCAUGAUUUUGCCAAGAAAAAUAAUGUCAAUCUGUGGUCAUCGUUUUUUGGUCUGCUUAACAGACAAGAUCAGUUUAUUAUCAACCAGAACCUUAUUGAGAAACCAGAAGAGAAGAAACGCGAGACAUCCGUGGCUCUCAUCCAAAACAAGCUUCUAGCAGUCUUAUCGAUACUGAACGGCAAGCCAUGGGCAGAUGAAGACAUCCAGGAGGAUAUUGAAUACAUCUACGAAAAGCUGAAUGAAAUUGUACAAGAUUUAAGUAAUUUUGAUGAGUACGCGGCUGAGCUUCGAUCAGGGAGACUGGAGUGGAGUCCCGUGCACAAAUCUGAAAAGUUCUGGAGAGAAAACGCUCAUCGCUUGAACGAGAAAAACUACGAAUUGCUAAAGAUUCUUAAUUACUUAAUGGAGUCCUCAACAGAUCCCACAACUCUUUGCAUCGCUGCUCAUGACAUAGGGGAAUAUGUGAGACACUUUCCUCGAGGAAAGACUGUUAUUGAGUCUUUGGGCUGUAAAGUGAAGGUAAUGAAGAUGAUGACCCACGAUGACCCUAGUGUCAGGAAAGAAGCUUUGUUAGCAGUACAGAAGAUCAUGGUACACAACUGGGAAUAUCUUGGUAAACAGCUCAAGGAUGUAUAAUGAAGAUUUUAAAUCAAACUAUUCCAAAUGAAUUCAAUAUUAUAAUACUAGUAAAUGAUCAGCGGAUCGGUAUGGUUGAAGGUAGAAUGAUUUUUUCAGUGCUUCCCAAUCAUCUCGAGGAAUCUUACAUUAUGCGGUCGCGACAAAAUAUGAUUUUUGCUAACAUAAAUCAAAGGGUUUCCUUGUGAUUGUCGCAAAUCACGAAGUUUUUAUGUUUAAGCUAUUGGAAAAUAAGAUGAAUUUGAAAAUAUGAAAUGUGAAAAUAAUGUGUGAAUCAUAGAUGUUUCCCUUUCUAUAAACAACUUAUGUGAAAAAACACGAAAUAUACCUUAGAUGAAGCAGUUUGGAUACAAAUAACCGUUUGUCAUGAGUAAUUUAGUAUCCAGUGGAAAAUUCAAUCAACUUGAGUUUUUGAAUAGACUAGGAAUAUUGUCAAUUGAUGGUUUUCACGGCGGCCAUGUUGGAGGAACUUAACAAAAGAAUUGCCAAUGAAUUCUUCUGCUAUAUCCUCCAACAUGGCCGCCGUGUCUUUUGUUAUUUAAUUCUCUUGGGAAUGGUUGAAAACCAUCAAUACUAUAGACCCCUUGCACGCGACACCAAAGCAGCUCAAUUUGGAGGACAUAACAAUAGGUUUCCAAUUCUCAGUGAGCUACAUUCCGACGUACUGCAAGGGUUCUAUAGAACUGUUGCAGCAUAUUCCAUAUAGAGCUCAUUUCGAAGGCAAAACAGAGAGUUUAAGUAUCUCGUUUACAGAGACGAAAAACGAAAAAUCCUUUAGAAUAAGUAAAAAAAAGGUAGAAAAAAAAUGCUAGAUAAGGGCUAGAUAAAUAAAAGAACACUUAUCUUGGGGAAAAGGUUUGCAAAAGGUGGUUUUCAUCGCUUCCCUUCAUUUCACUUUAGGUCAUUUUUCCGGAGUUCAGGAAGAAAAAACGUGAUUCUCAAUAUCAUUUUUAUCUCCUGAGAAUUAAAAUUCAUCAGAUCGUCCUCCAAAAUGAGCUUCUCUGGUAAUUGCUCGGCAAGUGUUUUUUUCAGUCGAUUUUUUGGCUACAUUUAUUUGUUUAGGGUUCCUUCUGGAUUGGGCUUGCUAAUCAUGUGAUUAACUAAUGUAUCUCAGUAUCGUACGACAGGGAUAGAAGACUGACCGUUGCAAUGGUAGAACACGGGUGCUUACCAUUUACCAGGGAAAACAAGAAAUCCCGUUUGGAAAAUAAAUAAUAAGCAUUAUUCCAAUCGGAAAGUUCCAGAAAAGUCGGUUCUUCGAUUGAGGUAAUCCACUUUUCCCGCUCUUUUCGGUUCUUCCGGUAGACGCGUGUACCAUUUUUCGUAAGGCAAAGUUUCCCGCUCUUUUCUUAAAAUUAGGGAAUGAAUUUCCAACCAGAUGGAARGGUUAAAAUAGUAAGCACCCCACGUUUCUACUUUCUGCGCAACGUGUACGACUCCCCAAAGGGGUAGUCUCGUUCCAAGCGUCGUAGCAUGCAAAGUCCCCUCGUUUGUCCUCGCCUUUAGACACGGGAAGGUAGAGUGAACCUACUGUCGGGGCUAGCAUGUUUGGUGUUCUCUCUGGGGAAGCAAACGAGACUUGUCCCUAGCAACAGGUUCACUGCUAUCUUCAUAUCUUCAUGUCAAGGCCUCUCAGAAUUUUUUAGGUAUGAUUUUAGUGUAAUAACUAUUGGGAUAUUUUUGUGGUUUUGCUGAAUUUAUAAAUAACAAUUAUUGCGAUAGCUACAUUAAUCAUAUUCCAAUAUCAUUGAUACUAUUAAUCAUUGGUAAUAAAAUAUUUGCUGGUUAAAUAGCA